UAACACGUGGAAGUUGCCCCAGUGCACAACCCAGUGCCUGACAAAGAAAUAUACUUGUUAAAUAAGUAGUAUCUUCUGGGAGUAGUAUCUCCCAGGGGAGCGCUUGGGUGUAACACAAACUGUAACUUCUGUAAGGGGUAUGAGGUCAAUCCAGAGUCAGCCUUAUUGGCGCCAAGAGUAAAAUAACGACCGAGUACCAGGGAUGUCUUCUCUAACCAAGGGCAAGCACUGAAGUUCCUGUGGCUGUCAGGCAGAAAUGAGGCUAGGUCAGAGGCUGCGUUUAAAGUUCCGGAAGAAGCAUUUCUUCAGCUGUCUGAAGACCCUCGGUUGGGUCUCUCCCAAGCUCUCCAGGGCUCAGCCCUUUAUAUUGUUUAUUUUUGGUCUGGGAUGAUGCAGCAACGGAAGAGCCCUCUGCCUUCCCUGUGACUCCGAACCGGCCUAGGCCACACUGUAAGACCCCACUCGCGGUACCGCCUUAGGGGAACCAGAGGCUUGUAGAAGUUGCGGUGUUGUGGAUGAGGUUUCCAAGUGCGAGGCUGCUGUAGCGGGAGAACUAAAGUUAGCUACGUUGGCAAUGAAGUCCGGGAUAACGCGGCGGAGCGAGAGCUGGAAAGGGCUGACCCGGCUUUAAGUCUACCAGUGACGGGGACAGGUGCGGAGGAUUUGUCCCUCACUUGCGCCACCGCAGCGACGCGCCCCACCGCAGCUCGUUUCUGAAAGAUUGUACUCCUCUCCACGGAUCUUCGCCUCACAGAAAACGCACACUCCCGCCUUGCUUUUCCUCCUCCCGCCCUUCUUCCUUCUGCUUGAGCGGCUCCUCUCUGUCGCCCCCUCCCGGGCUGCGUCCCAGCCCAGCGGACCCAGCUCGGCCCGCCCAUUAGCGAAGGAGACGCGCAGUUUCUCAAUGGAGCCGCGCGGAGCUCAGGCGGCUGCAAGGUCCUGCCGCCUCCCUGUCCCUCGCUGUGGCCUGCGCGGCUUCUGAGGAGCUGCGCUGAGGCGGCCGCGGUGGCCAGACCGGCAGCGGGAGGACCCGUCACGCUCGGGUGGCUGCGGGGCGCCGCUGCCGAGGCCUCUAACGUUCUUCAUUUCCUCCUACUGCCUCUCGAGGACUCUCAGCUCCUGUCUGCUGUUUUCCGGGAGAGGAGUGGGAGUGAGCGAAGGAGCGGAGAAAAUACACAAGGAUUUCCGCCCAGAAGACGGCGACACUCGGGAGCCUUUGGGCGAGGAACGGCGGCGCGGGACCAGCAUGCGCGGGCCGGCCCGGGACUGCUGAGCGGGCGUCGCGCUCCCAGUGGGUUGUGUCCACCGCGGCUGCGGGAUGGAGCCGGCGACCGCGCCCCAGGCCGACAUGGCGCCGGAGCUGACCCCGGAGGAGGAGCAGGCCACCAAGCAGUUUCUUGAAGAGAUUAACAAGUGGACAGCUCAAUACAACGUUUCCCCUCUCUCUUGGAAUGUGGCUGUAAAGUUCCUCAUGGCCCGGAAGUUUGAUGUACCCCGUGCCAUAGAGCUGUUCCACACCUACAGGGAAACACGAAGGAAAGAAGGCAUUGUGAAGCUGAAACCUCAUGAUGAACCUCUUCGUUCUGAGAUCCUUAGUGGAAAAUUCACCAUCUUAAAUGUUCGGGACCCAACAGGAGCCUCCAUCGCCCUCUUCACUGCCAGAUUGCAUCAUCCACACAAGUCAGUCCAACAUGUGGUACUUCAGGCUCUGUUUUACUUACUAGACAGAGCUGUGGAUAGCUUUGAAACUCAGAGGAAUGGACUGGUGUUUAUCUAUGACAUGUGCGGUUCUAAUUAUACCAACUUUGAGCUGGAUCUUGGCAAGAAAGUCCUAAACUUGCUAAAGGGAGCAUUUCCAGCUCGUUUGAAGAAAGUGCUGAUUGUGGGAGCCCCCAUAUGGUUCCGAGUGCCCUAUUCCAUUAUCAGCCUCCUCCUGAAGGACAAAGUCCGUGAGAGGAUUCAGAUAUUGAAAACCUCUGAGGUCACCCAGCACCUGCCCAGAGAGUGCCUUCCAGAAAACCUGGGUGGGUUCGUCAAAAUGGAUCUCGCCACUUGGAAUUUCCAGUUCCUACCCCAGAUGAAUGGCCACCCGGAUCCCUUCGAUGAGAUCAUCCUGCUCUCCCUCCCUCCUGCUUUAGACUGGGACUCAGUGCAUGUUCCAGGUCCCCAUGCCAUGACCAUCCAAGAGCUGAUGAAUUAUGUUAGCACCAGGCAGAAGCAGGGGAUAUAUGAGGAGUAUGAAGACAUUCGUCGUGAGAACCCUGUUGGCACUUUCCAUUGUUCCAUGUCUCCUGGAAACCUAGAGAAGAACCGCUAUGGGGAUGUACCCUGCCUGGACCAAACAAGAGUGAAGCUGAUAAAACGAAGUGGCCACACUCAGACAGACUACAUCAAUGCCAGUUUCAUGGAUGGCUACAAGCAGAAGAAUGCUUAUAUUGGUACACAAGGACCUUUGGAGAAUACCUAUCGUGAUUUCUGGCUCAUGGUGUGGGAGCAAAAAGUCUUGGUGAUUGUCAUGACCACUCGCUUUGAGGAGGGCGGCAGGAGGAAGUGUGGUCAGUACUGGCCUUUAGAAAAAGACUCUCGGAUCCGAUUUGGCUUCCUCACAGUGACCAAUCUAGGCGUGGAGAACAUGAGCCAUUAUAAGAAAACAACGCUAGAAAUUCAUAACACAGAGGAACGGCAGAAACGCCAGGUGACUCACUUUCAGUUCCUGAGCUGGCCAGAUUAUGGUGUCCCCUCCUCAGCAGCUUCCCUCAUUGACUUCUUGAGAGCAGUCAGGAGCCAGCAGAGGCUGGCCGUCAGCAGCAUGGGAGCAGACUCCAAAGGGCAGUGCCCUGAGCCACCCAUUGUGGUCCAUUGUAGUGCAGGCAUUGGCAGGACAGGUACCUUCUGUUCACUGGACAUCUGCCUGGCACAGCUGGAGGAGCUUGGUACCCUUAAUGUGUUCCAGACAGUAUCCCGCAUGAGGACCCAGAGGGCCUUCAGCAUCCAGACCCCUGAGCAGUACUACUUUUGCUACAAGGCAAUCCUGGAGUUCGCAGAAAGGGAGGGCAUGGUGCCAUCCAGCCACAACCUCUUGGCCAUGGAGGGUCAGUAACUGUCCCAUGAGCCUCCCACCUGCUGGCCAGCCUUCUUCCUUAAACUAUCCCGGACACCACUGAGCCUGUAGGUUGCCAUCAGUUACACUGAAGCCAUGGACCAACCUCUUUCUUGUGUCUCCCGGUGCACGCAGAGCAGCCUUUCCCUUUGGCAAGAUAGAUGUGGUGAAAUUGUUAUUAGAAAGGGCCAGCAACAGUGUGUUCUUAAGUCCUAGCAACUGCCAUUGAACUGUGCCUUAUUAUAACCAAAUUGUGGCUAUUGAUUUUUGCUAGGGGCUCCAAGCAAGGUAAGUGGGAAAGGAAACUCCCUACUCUCUUUCCCAAUGCCCUCUCCUUCUGGAGGUCUCCUUCCCAUCCCUUCCCUUUGCUAGGAUUUAAUGGGGAGGUUUGGUGAGCAUCUACCUUCCUUCCUAGAAAGCUUGACCAAGUUAUAUAUUCUAGAGAACAUCCCGAGUGCCAAGCACGUUUAUUCCUAGAGUGUGUAUUCCAGUCUUUUCUGUUAUUCUGUGUGUGUGCGUGUGUGUGUGCACUUAUGUGUAUGGGUCCAUAUGUAUGUGUGUAUAUAAUAUAUUAUUGUAUGUGAUAAUAUGGUCAUAUUCUAUAAAUACAUAUACACAGAGUUACUCCUUUGUAGAAGUUCCUGGGGCUCCGUGUUGCACUUCAGGUGUUGUGGCUUCUUGUACCCUACUGUUUAUCCUAGACUAGCUGGGUUUGGGGAUUAUGUCUCCAGUUGUCAAAUGACAGAAUGGUGGAAGAGGAUAUCCACUUUCUAUGUUCCUGCCACAGGCUUUCAUCCUUACAUCAUGACUUAUCUCUCUCCAGGAUGCUAUCUUUUGGAGCCAAGAAUACUGGUUUGUGGUGACGCUGGUUUAAUUCAGCAGCAUAGAUUGCCCUUACCUAAUGAUUUUUCUCCGUUUACUUUGCUGAUUUUGGUAAUAGACCUCCACUGUGAUUUCAGACCCUCUCUUUCCUCCUCCUGUCCCUUGGGGAUUGAAGCCUUGGAGUAGAGAUGAACUCACAGAGCAGCUAGAGGCAAGAGCAAUUGGUACGAUGCCUUAAAAGGAAAGAAAGAGCCCAAGUAUGAGAAAGGAAACUACUAUGAGAAUCCUUCCCUGGAAGAAUUAUCUUGGUUCCUUUCCCCCAAAGGUUCCUUUCCUUAUGCAGCUUGGCCCUAUCUACUCGGAUGCCCAUCUUUUUCUGCCUAGUAACUGACAGACCCUGGAGCUCAAGCUGGACGGAUUCUGUGUCAAUAAAAAGUUUUAACUCCUGGCUGGGUGAGGCAGUGCCCUGCAAUUUCUAUAACCCCACUCCCCUUUCACUUAAUGUUUUCCUAUCUGCUCCCAGCCUGAUGUGCUAGAAGUGGAAUGCAGUGCUCUACAUUCCCAAGAAAAUCCCAGGAACCCCUAAACCUUCCCCCAUCACAGAUGAGGUUGGCAACUGAUCAGACCUCAAUAAUUUUAUACUGUAAUAAGCUCUUGAAUGUAUAUGUUCUUAUUUUUACAAUCCUUUAAUUUUGUAUUUAAUGUCAAUUGACUGAGUCAGAUUCAGAAAAUAAUUGUAAAUGUUCAUAUUCAAUAUCUUACACCAAUAGUUUUGUAUUUACAUAUAAAUAUACUGACGUGAUCAAACCCUUUUAGCUUCAUCAAUUUAGUAGCAGUGUGGGGCUGGGAAGGUGAGGAGGGAGUCUUAAGAGCUGGUCUGGGAGGGGUGGGGAGGCAGGGAAGGACCCAUGUCUUUUUGUAUCUGAGUCUUUCAGGUUUGACAGCCAUCUACCUAGCCUGUAGGCCAUGACCUUAGCUCUGGGCAGAAAUAAAGAACCAGCACCAGUUGAGUGCUCGUGGGGUGUUAAUCUCUAUGUUUGGUGCUUCCCCCCACCCAUUAUCUUAUUCAAACUUUACAGUACUCCAAUGAGAGAUUAUUCUCCCUUUAUUCUAUUUCUGUAUAGAUGAGGAAGGUAAGGCCCAGAGGGAUAUAGUGAUUUGCUAUAAAACCAGAGCAGAAGCUGGUCUGCUUACAGAGCUUUUGGCCUCUUCACUACAUUGCUAUCUCAAAGAUCCAGAUGGUGGUUUUGUCUUUUGAAACUAGGGCUUUUUAAUGGCUGUCUUUCAGAGUAUAAACAGUUCUUAAAAUUCCAGAUAACUGAUCUUAAGCUCAUGUUGCAUGUAGUAGACUAGAAGGGUGACAGAAUUGGUGACUGAUUAUCCUAUGUAGGACCUCCUUGUGUAGGGUCUUUAGGUCCCCAGAGUACUGAAAGGGUCAUUCUUCCAGGGACACUCCAUACCUAUGGGUACGCUGGGAUCUUGAGUCAUUUGCAUGUCUCUCUUAGAAUAGAACCAGUAGCUUUAUCCACGUAGGGCCACUCCCUAUGCCAUAUAGCUACUCCCUGUUGACAGCCUGCCCAGUUGGUACAGUUCUGGCAUGGAGUGUAUGUUAAUAUAUGGACAUUCUUAAUAAAAGUGAUAGAAGUUAAUAUUUACUGGAUGCUUAGCUGGC
Messenger RNA from Phyllostomus hastatus (greater spear-nosed bat), 5594 nucleotides. RefSeq names its product protein tyrosine phosphatase non-receptor type 9 (gene PTPN9). The record is from RefSeq and is a predicted model, not a curated record. The transcript has 13 exons. Gene Ontology annotation, molecular function: protein tyrosine phosphatase activity. NCBI's taxonomy places the organism in Eukaryota, Metazoa, Chordata, Mammalia, Chiroptera, Phyllostomidae. Bases 1319 to 3100 code for a protein of 593 amino acids. Gene Ontology annotation, biological process: protein dephosphorylation.